Messenger RNA from Aspergillus alliaceus, 2067 nucleotides. RefSeq names its product glycerol kinase. NCBI's taxonomy places the organism in Eukaryota, Fungi, Ascomycota, Eurotiomycetes, Eurotiales, Aspergillaceae. Bases 1 to 1701 code for a protein of 566 amino acids. Gene Ontology annotation, biological process: triglyceride metabolic process; glycerol metabolic process; glycerol-3-phosphate biosynthetic process. Gene Ontology annotation, cellular component: mitochondrion. Gene Ontology annotation, molecular function: glycerol kinase activity. The transcript is spliced from 4 exons. The record is from RefSeq and is a predicted model, not a curated record.
AUGAGGAAUCCUUUUGAUAUGUCUGACCUCGACGCUCUGGUCGAUGAACAAGAGCAGGAACAACCUUACAUUGAUAUUCACGCCUAUCAAACGCAUGACGGCAAUCGCUCUCUUCUGCAGCCGAAUGAAAGUCGUCGGGGCGACAAUCUGAAGGAUCGCUUCAUCGGUGCCAUUGACACCGGCACCACAAGCUCCCGGUUUAUCAUCUUUGACUGUACCGGUGUCCCGGUCGCCAAAUAUCAGAAUGAAUUCCGCCAGAUCCAUGAGCAUUCGGGAUGGCACGAACAAGACCCUUUCGACUUGGUAGACUCGGUCUACACGUGUAUCGAGGAGGCGAUGAAGUCCUUCAUGGCUCUUGGCCACUCACCGUCCGAGAUCGAAGCCAUUGGUAUCACCAGCCAACGCGAGACUACACUCGUCUGGGAUUGGGAGACCGGCGAGCCAUUGCAUAACGCUAUCGCGUGGCCCGACACUAGGACAAAGGGUCUGGUGCGCGAGCUGAAGGCCCAACCUGGAGCGGAUGACCUGAAGAAUAUUUGUGGCUUCCCCCUCUCGACUUACCCCUCCUCCGUCACCUUAGUAUGGAUGCUUCGGAAUCUACCGGAAGUCAAGAAAGCAUAUGAUGAAGGAAGGCUCGCUUUCGGCACUGUCGAUACAUGGCUCCUGUAUAACCUGAACGGAGGACCUGAGGUGGGUCACCUGGUCACCGAUGUGACAAAUGCAUCAAGGACGAUGUUUAUGAACCUGAAAACGCUUGAUUAUGAUGAAAAUUUGUUGGAUUUCUUCGGUAUCGACAGGAAAAAGAUCAGACUUCCCAAGAUCCUCCCAUCAUCAGACCCGGACGGAUACGGGUGGGUCAGAGGAGGACCGCUUGACGGUGUCCCGAUUACCAGCUGCCUUGGUGACCAGUCGGCGGCCUUAGUCGGUCAUUGCGCAUUCACCCCGGGGUCGGCCAAGAAUACGUACGGCACAGGAUGUUUCCUCCUUUAUAAUGUUGGCGAGGAGCCAGUUGUCUCUAAACACGGUUUGCUUAGCACGGUUGGCUUCCAGCUGGGCAAGCAUCGGAAAGCCGUGUAUGCUCUCGAAGGUAGUGUGGCUGUGGCCGGAAGUGGUGUUUCAUUCCUGAUGAACAACAUGGGUUUCUUCCGUGAUUCGCGGAAAGUGAGUGAAGUUGCCGCGACGGUUCCUGACAGUGGAGGCUGCGUGUUUGUUACGGCCUUCAGUGGCCUGUUCGCCCCUUAUUGGAUCGAUGAUGCCAAGGGAACGAUCUUCGGAAUCACUCAACACACGCAGCGUGGACACAUCGCACGGGCCACUAUGGAAGCUGCCUGCUUUCAAACUAAGGCGAUUCUCGAUGCCAUGGAGAUGGACAGCGGACACGCAUUGUCGGAACUCGCCGUGGAUGGCGGGAUGAGCAACUCCGAUAUUUGCAUGCAGACUCAAGCAGAUAUUAUCCAGAUCCCUGUCGAACGCCCGGCGAUGCACGAAACGACUGCCCUGGGAGCCGCAAUCGCAGCAGGGUUCGCCAUUAAUGUCUGGAAGGAGUUUAGCGAACUCAAGAAUAUGAACCGUGCCAAUCGGACGACAUUCCAACCUCACAUAUCCGCCGCGCGGAGUAAGAAGAUGUAUAACAAAUGGUCCAAAGCCGUCGAGAUGUCUCGAGGCUGGACGGACCCUAACGAGGAGUCAGAGGAGGAAUAAUUGCAUAGCUCUAUAAGCGACAUAGGAGACUCACCUAUAUACAUAAUUCUGGGAUGAAAUCUGCGGUUUAGCGUUGUCUUUGUUCUUUUCACGUCUUGGGGUUCUGGGUAUGGGCCAACCCGGCGGUGGAGUGUCUUUUUUGGAUACCCGAUUAUCACAUCAGGUAGUUCUGGUAUAUAUAUUCAGGAAUAUCAAUGCAUAUAUCAAGUCAAAUUUGUCAUUGUCUAUAGAAUCGAGUAAGUCUUUUUUGGCUGAUUGAUACCGGUCGUAUCCAAAUUGCUACAACUUUCGUCUAAUACUACUAGUAAUAACCUGAUAAAACGUUCAAUUGAAGUGUAUAGCACCUUCUUUACUAUAUAGUGUCGG